This is a messenger RNA of Orbicella faveolata, 1658 nucleotides long. Its product is annotated as cell division cycle-associated protein 7-like. The record is from RefSeq and is a predicted model, not a curated record. NCBI's taxonomy places the organism in Eukaryota, Metazoa, Cnidaria, Anthozoa, Scleractinia, Merulinidae. Gene Ontology annotation, cellular component: nucleus. Gene Ontology annotation, biological process: regulation of DNA-templated transcription.
AAGGGUUAUUUAAUAAUAAGUGUCUUGCCAACGCAAUGACCCCGGCCAGGACUCAAACCCGGAUGGCUUGACCCGGAUGGCUUGAUCCGGACUCCCAGUCCACCGCGCAUCCAUGCCCUGCAUAUUUAAAAGGAAGUUUCAUAAAUCUGAAUUAGCCUGUGAACAGGCUCCCGUGCCAGCGAGGGUGGAAAGAAAAUUCGGCGAGCGAAGAGAGCGUGGAAUAAACUCGCCUUAAAACCCAACCGGGAGCCUGUUCGCAGGCUAAUCUGAUUUAUCUAAUCUUAGGGUUUCAGUGGCUAGUAUUUCCAGUGUCGGUGUGUGAAAGGCAUAACAUUUUAUAUGGAGGGUCUAUAUCUGUCCAAAAUGAUAAGGGCUUGGAGACUACCUCCUCUCCCGGGUGGUGACUGGUGUAAUUCUCCCGGACUUCGUCACGUGACUUCAAACCACAUGAUCAGUUUUGGCGCCACUUUACAAGCGUCGCUUGUCUGGUUCUGUAACUCGAAGGAGUUUGAUGCACAUUCUUGAACUUCAGUUUUCUUUUAAAACGUUCAGCAAACAUGUUACCUGUAACUGAAGAAAGUGAAUACGAGAAGCAGCGACGUUUGAGGAUUGCAGAAAACCAGGCUAUGAUUGCCAGUCUUUUCCCCAAAGAUAUCUUGCCUUCAUCUCUGAAAUGUUCUCCGAAGCCCUCGAGCAAAAACAGCCAUGUGAAACGAAGACGAUCAGAAAUUUUGGUCCCAAAAAGAUAUCUUCCAAAACGAAAGUGUAGAUCGUUCGUUAGCAAAUAUCAGUCGGAUAGUGACGAUGGAGAAGCAGAAGACGUAGAGGAAAAUGUUGGUUCUCCGAGCGCUCUUGUGAUCAAGUUAUGGAAUUGGCCCUCGCGUAAACGCAACCUGGAAAGUUCAUCCGGCAGUGAAAAUUCUGAUGGCUCACCGAAAAGAAAGCGACGUGCUCCAAACCGCCCACCCAAGCUGCCGGUCAAAAUCACCGAAGACGACUUGAUCCUGGUAGCAGAGCGGGUAGCCGAAAAAAAUUAUGAUCCAGUCAAUGGAACAACAUGUCAUCAAUGCCGUCAAAAGACCGACGAUCUCAAGACAGCAUGCCGUGGAAAGAGUUGUUUUGGAGUCCGAGGACAAUUUUGCGGACCUUGCCUUAGGAACCGGUACGGAGAAGACGCCAAAAAGGCUCUGAUGGAUCCUGACUGGCAGUGCCCUCCUUGCCGAGGGAUCUGUAACUGCAGCUUUUGUAUGAAGAAGAGAGGUCGCCGAUGCACCGGUAUUAUGAUCCACUUGGCCAAGGAACGUGGAUAUAAAGAUGUCAAGUCUUUCUUAGGUGACUGACUUUAAAUCGAGCAUAAAACUUGUUUCUGAAGACAAUCGGGUACAUGCUUUUUUAAAACCAGCUUGUUUUUUAGUAGUUAGGAUUUUUAACAUAGCCUAUAAGUAAUUUUUGCCUGCUUAUGUACUGUGAAAACCAUAUUUUAAAGGGACCUUAUAUUGUAAUCAGAGUUUUACUCUAAAUAUAUUGGAAUUAAUUUUUAAAAUUAGUUGUAAUAUUAAAAUUUCAGUCAUAUAAGUUAUUAGGUGUGAUGCGGUGAUUUCUCUUCAAGGGGUAGCGAAUGGUCCUUCAAAAGCUCCGGGUCUUGUAAAAUUUUAGUC